GCUCUCGUCCCAUCUAUCCGCUGCUUCCGAGGCCCCGCUUGGAACUUAUCGCGCGCUCAGACCCUUAGACCGCUCUCAGUGCUUUCAGAUUCCCAACUCCAAGCAGGGAAUCUAGCUAGAAAGAGCUACUAUUACCAUACGCGGGAUCUCUGGAUUUCAAACCGGAAUCAGAGCAUGUCUACGACAACCACAGCUACUUCCGGUGUAGAUACACCUGCGAAGAUAAAGAUAGAUGUAACCUCGGACUCAAUCUGCCCGUUCUGCUUUAUUGGGAAGCGCAAACUUGAUCGGGCAAUUGAAAUGGCAAAAGAGAAAGGCUUGAACGCCGACUUUGAAGUCGAGUUUCUCCCUUUUCUCCUUGAUCCUACUCUUAAGGAGGAUGAGCCUGUGAGCAAGAAACUUCGUUAUGAACAGAAGUUCGGAAAGGAACGGUUCGACUCGAUGGAAGCGGCCAUGAUAGAACGCGGAAAGCUGAAUGGAAUUAAUUUCUCGUACGGUGGCAACGUCCGACAAACGACCGACUCGCAUAGGUUGCUUACACUCGCCUACGAAAAGAGAGGUCAAAUCAUGCAGGCAGAUUUAGUAGAGAAAAUGUUCAGUGGAUACUUUGAGCAAGAGCAAGACAUUGGCGAUAGGGAUUACUUGACCACUCAAGCUGUUGCUGCCGGACUCUUCUCAAGCGUUGAAGAGGCAAAGAAUUGGCUUGCGACAGAUGCGAAGAAAGAGGAGGUCCAGCAAGGUAUUUUGAAAGCGCAGGCGAUGGGCAUUUCUGGUGUUCCGUUCUUUGUCUUUAACAACAAAUUCGCCAUCUCUGGUGCCGAAGAUUCUGAGUUAUUCGUGCAAGUCUUUGAGCGUAUUUUGGGGGAAGCACGAGCUCCGAGCAAACCAGUGUCGACUGGUCAAACGUGCUGAACGACGAGUGAAGUUCUUUCUUGUGAGCAGGUAGCAGAAUGAUCAAUGUUGGUAGUUGUGGACCAAGCAGUAAUCUUCAGUUCUGUAAAGACAUUGUAUGCUGUUUACUCUCGCAUUUGUAACGCUUUUCUGUCCGUGUGAAACGCGCCAUAGCCGAGCGCAGAAAUUUAUUCCUACGAUGUC
Molecule: messenger RNA, 1095 nt
Organism: Fomitiporia mediterranea MF3/22
Lineage: Eukaryota; Fungi; Basidiomycota; Agaricomycetes; Hymenochaetales; Hymenochaetaceae
Product: thioredoxin-like protein
Exons: 9
Coding region: 175-912 (245 amino acids)
Molecular function (GO): oxidoreductase activity
Source: RefSeq, a predicted model, not a curated record